UACUGCAUCAGCUGCAUGGUGUAUACAGCACUGUCAUGACGAAGUUAUCACUUACAAGAUGCUUUUGCCGCAGAGACAGAAAGAAAUGAUCAUUACACUAGAAUGUAUUGUGUCAAAUAAUUGAGCCAAACGAGUAAUAUACACGUUGAACGUAUUUGUGGACUGUGACAUGGUUGUGACACUGUAGGACUCUUGACAGAAUGCUCUGGAAACUAUCUGCUGAGAUUUUUAUAUUUUGCAUCGUAGCAGAUAUUUCUCUUGCUUCUGUUCAUUCCAAGCGUAAUGACAGCUACGAAUGUAGACUGGGAUCGAACACUCCUUACAGAUGCGUAGCUAAUUACGAUGAAUCGCCGUUGGAGUAUCCAGAUUGUGUGGAGAAAAAGAUUUGGUUGAUCUUUCGCCAUGGAACUCGAUAUCCAGGCAAGAAGUACAUACCUCGUAUGAUAGACGACUUGCCCGAGUUGCAGCACGUGAUACUAAGAAAUUAUGAGAACGGAGCGACAAGUCUGUCGGCCGACGACGCGGCUCUGCUUAAGAAAUGGAAACUGUCGUUCGUCCAGGGGAACAUGAUGAAAUUGGCAUUGGAAGGGGAGAACGAAAUGAUCGAUCUCGGAGAGAGGUACCAGGCGAGAUUUCCAUCCUUGAUGCCAGAGGCUUUCGACAAUCAGACAUACAAAUAUGUUUCAGAAAUUGCACAUUUAAUGUACAUAACGUGUGCUUUUGAAACUGCUUUAAAUCAGAGUGCAGUGUCUCCUUGGUGUAAAAUAUUUUCAUUAAAUGAUUUCAAGGUCUUUGAAUAUAUAGAAGAUUUAGAAUUGUAUUGGAUCGACGGAUAUGGCUAUUCAUUAACUUACGAGCAAGCGUGCGCAGUCUUAAAAGACAUGUUUGACUCCUUCGGAUCCAAAAAAGGGGCGAUGACUACAGCUUAUUUUACACAUUCCGGCACGAUUUUGAAAUUAAUAGCCUUACUCGGACUAGCCAAAGAUGCGCAUCCUUUGACGCACGAUUCCUUCAUAUUACGCAAAAAGGAAGACAAAAGAGCUUGGAGGAGCAGUAUUAUUGACACGUUUGCAUCUAACAUGGCAUUCGUCUUGUACGAUUGCGAAUAUUACGGGCCCAGUGUUUUAUUCAUGCUUCAGGAACGACCGCUAUAUUUGCCAGGCUGUCCGAAAGAUAGGCCAUGUCCAUUAGAUACUAUGAGGGCGAUUUAUCCAGAUCGCAAUGAAGAAUGCCAGUUUGAUGCUAUGUGCCAUACAACAAAACAAGACAAUUGACGCCAAAAAAAUAUUUUUGCAGUAACGCCAUAUACGUAUGCGUUCUUCUAUUUGUUUACAUAUCUAAAUAAAAAUACGUGACAAUUUAGUUUUCGAAAAAAGAUAUUUUUCUAAGAAAAGUUCGACUGAAACGUACCUGGUUCGUUUUU
Messenger RNA from Wasmannia auropunctata (little fire ant), 1423 nucleotides. Its product is annotated as multiple inositol polyphosphate phosphatase 1-like. Bases 201 to 1274 code for a protein of 357 amino acids. The record is from RefSeq and is a predicted model, not a curated record. Gene Ontology annotation, molecular function: inositol phosphate phosphatase activity; acid phosphatase activity. The transcript is spliced from 6 exons. NCBI's taxonomy places the organism in Eukaryota, Metazoa, Arthropoda, Insecta, Hymenoptera, Formicidae.